GGCAUCGCGUAAUGGCGGACACGGGCCGGGCGAGCGCGGCUGGGGGCGUUGCGCGUUGAGGGGGGUCCGGCUGUGUGGCAACCCGCUAGGCGGUCGGCGGGAGCAGAUCCCGUGUUGAGAUAGGGCGGCUGGCCGGCUUUUCCUGUCUCUGAGGGGGACUGCGCGAGGCCAGGAUUACUACUACAGAUUGAGACUGAUACUGUUUACAUGAAGUAAAAGAGGGAAAGAGAGUUAAACUGGGAUGUCUGGAGUUUGGAUCAGAAACCUGUUGAGUCAAAGGAGGAACUUAGCAGCAAAAUGGAAUGGAAAUCAUUUCCUAAGAAAGUAGACAAGUUGUUUUUCAUCAUUCAGAACAUUGCCUGAAGCAGGUCCACCAUGCCGUUAGUAACGAGAAACAUCGAGCCAAGGCACCUGUGCCGUCAGACGUUGCCUAGCGUUAGAAGCGAGCUGGAAUGCAUGACCAACAUCACCCUGGCAAAUGUCAUCCGACAGCUGGGCAGCCUGAGUAAAUACGCAGAGGACAUUUUUGGAGAGCUCUUUACUCAGGCAAAUACCUUUGCCUCUCGAGUAAGCACCCUUGCUGAGAGGGUUGACCGACUACAAGUUAAAGUCACUCAGCUGGAUCCCAAAGAAGAAGAAGUGUCACUACAAGGAAUCAACACCCGAAAGGCUUUCAGAAGCUCUACCAUUCAAGACCAGAAGCUUUUUGACAGAAAUUCUCUCCCAGUGCCUGUCUUGGAAACAUACAAUACCUGUGAUACUCCGCCCCCUCUCAACAAUCUCACCCCUUACAGGGAUGAUGGAAAAGAGGCACUCAAAUUCUACACCGACCCUUCAUACUUCUUUGAUCUUUGGAAGGAGAAGAUGCUGCAGGACACCAAGGAUAUCAUGAAAGAGAAGAGAAAGCAUAGGAAAGAAAAGAAAGAUAAUCCAAAUCGAGGGAAUGUAAACCCACGUAAAAUCAAGACACGUAAAGAAGAAUGGGAGAAAAUGAAGAUGGGACAAGAAUUUGUGGAGUCCAAAGAAAAGCUGGGGCCUUCUGGGUAUUCACCCGCCUUAGUGUACCAGAAUGGCAGCAUUGGCUCUAUUGAAAAUGUGGAUGUAGGCAACUAUCCACCACCACCACAGUCAGACUCCGCCUCUUCACCUUCACCUUCUUUCUCUGAGGAGAACUUGCCUCCCCCACCAGCAGAAUUCAGCUAUCCAGCAGACAACCAAAGAGGAUCUGGCUUGGCUGGACCCAAAAGAUCCAGCGUGGUUAGCCCAAGCCAUCCACCCCCAGCUCCUCCUCUGGGUUCUCCACCAGGCCCCAAACCUGGGUUUGCUCCACCACCUGCCCCUCCUCCUCCACCUCCAAUGGGCAUUCCACCUCCACCACCACCCAUAGGAUUUGGGUCUCCAGGGACCCCUCCACCACCUUCACCCCCAUCUUUUCCACCUCACCCUGAUUUUGCUGCCCCUCUACCUCCUCCCCUGCCACCUGCAGUGGACUACCCCACUCUGCCACCACCUCCCUUGUCCCAACCAGUAGGCGGUACGCCUCCCCCUCCCCCUCCCCCUCCCCCUCCAGGACCUCCACCUCUCCCUUUCAGUGGUGGGGAUGGCCAGCCUGCCAUACCACCACCGCCGCUUUCUGAUGCCACCAAGCCCAAGUCCUCUUUGCCUGCUGUGAGUGAUGCCCGUAGUGACCUGCUUUCUGCCAUCCGUCAAGGCUUUCAGCUACGCAGGGUUGAAGAACAGCGGGAGCAAGAGAAACGAGAUGUUGUGGGCAAUGAUGUGGCCACCAUCCUGUCACGUCGUAUUGCUGUUGAGUACAGUGACUCGGAAGAUGACUCCUCUGAAUUUGAUGAGGACGACUGGUCGGAUUAACUCUUUCUGCCUGCCGCCCACCUCCUUUUCUUUCCUUCCUACCUUCCUUUUUUGAUGCCUAUCCCAAUAGUCCUGUGGGAGGGGGGAGAAACAAAAGAAUUUCAAGGGCCAAAGCCUUCCCUGAAGCAACCAAAGAUAUAUCCAAGUGCUUCCUCCAAAUCAACAUGUAUUUUCUCUCCCUAUUGUCAAGAGCAUGGGCUCCUGAGUUUCAUAGCUAAGAUGAGAUGUUCCCUGGUUCCUUCAAGUGACUGUCGCAUAUUGAAAGGAAGGAAACCCCGCCCCAAGCAGAUUUCUUUGAUUGGAUUUCAAUGGAAAAUGGCUCCUAGGGGAGAGUACCAUUUUCAAUUGAAUUCCAACCAUCUUCUGGUCCUAAAGUACUGAGAGCAGACUGUGGGGACACAGUUGUCCCCCUUUCCUGUGUCCUAAGAGGGCAGAGCAGUCUGAGUACCCAGAAGCCAGACCACCUCUUGCCUACUCCUGCUGUCUUCCCUAAUCAGCAGGGUGGGGCUGCCUUUUAUUCAGUGAUCUUUUGACCUGGGAUGUUUUUUAUUCCAGGAGGUAACAGACCACUACAGAGUGUCUCAUCCACUUUUCCCAGAAACAAGGUCUCUGAAGGCUGAGGCUGUUGUCUCCCUCCUAGACUCCCUCUUAUCAAGUAUGAUGGUAAAGUGUCCUUCAAAUACCCCUUCCUUGCCCUUAGGUGCCUUUAGGCUCUAUAGCUCAGUUUUAACCUCUAAUAUCUAUGACCAAACUAGCCCUGACACACAGGGACAUGGGUGGGCUUCUGCUGACUGUCAGGAGCAAAGCUUAGAGACUUGGAACUACAGAACUAGAAGGAUGGUAGGAUUCCUUGGGUCUGCCCUCUUAAAGAUGAUGAGGCCUAGACAAGGGAAGUGACUUGCUCAAGGUCACACAGUUGGAUAGUAAUGGAGCAAGAGCCCAGACAUCCUGAUUCCAAGUCACCUGUGCUUUCUGGGACCAAAUAAUGGGCACCUGCUGGAGUCUGGGCAGAGCAGUCUUGGCUCUGUGCUGCUCCAGACCUCCCCAUAGGCAGGGGUCCCAGUCGGAGGCUCGGUGCCUGUGCCAGCCCUGUCAGUGUUGCUCAGACCUUAUAGCCUCUCUUGUAACCCUUUGUUGCCCCUUCCUAUCAUCAGCCAGCAACAUGGCCUAGGAGCUGUGCUUCUGGGAAACCAGAGAGAAAAAGAAGAGGGCAGGCAGCUUUGACAGGUGCUGUUUUCAGUUUUACUGCAACUCCUCCCCCUUUUAUUUCCCCAAUUUAAGCAUAGGUUCUACCAGCUGUAGAAACUUGAGUCCCUCAGGCUGGCAGCCGCCCCAGGUACCUGCCUUGGUGUGUGUGUGGGGGUGCCUAGCAGCCGUGAAGAGGGCUGAAGGGUGGAGGGACUCAGGGUCCUCCCUUACUGCACAUGGUAAUGUUCAUUCCCCCACCCCCAGCCACUUCCCAGAGCUUAUACACAGGUGCUAUUAUUUAGGAAAAAACUGGUCAGCUCUGGCCAACAGCAAGGUUUUUCUCUUCUGCCCCAACUAUUGUGUGGCCUCUCAUGCUGAAAUCGGCUUCUCCAGCUUUCAGAGCCUGAAACAAAGAGAAAAAGGAUCUGUCUCUACCCAGCACAGCAAAUGGUUGUAGUAAUUGCCAAAGCCCUCAUAAACCCCUCCGGCUUGAGGAGAGUAUAAUCGUGGGCACUGCUGCCUGCCCUUGCUGAAUACCUCCCUCUGCCUCCUUUCUUGAACUUAGGAUGUGGGGAGAGCCUGCAAGUGCCAGAAUAUGCUUCUGCUGCAGCUACUCCAGAGUGUGUCCUCCUCCUAUUCCCCAGAUAAGGUAUCUUCUGCACAGGGCUUGGCACCCAACUCCAUGCUCAGCACACCAGGCUGGGCCUGCCCAGCCAUGUCCCCUACUUGCACUUUGGAAGCCGAAGGUCCUUUUAUCAGAACCCUGAAAUGCUGUUGAAGGUGCCCCCGCUGCAGCCCAGCAGCGGCUGGAGAAGCAGGUGGAGGGAAGUGUUUCUCCCAAAUAGGAGUCCUGGGGCCUGGCCAGGCCAGGGUUUGGGCCUAAUGGCUGUGAGUAAAUUACCCCCAUCCUCCUUUCCGGAAGAGGGGGAGCCAGAGCCACUCACUAUCAUUCUGCUCUGACCUUGAAGGGGGUGGUGUUGGCCUGGCUUCUGGAAUGGACAGAGUCCACCGCAGAAAGGGCUGGGGGCAGGAGGAGGUGGGGAGGGGCCCUGCCUGCGGAAGGUAGGAUUAGAUCAUUAGCUCAGUGACCUCCUAGGGUUUCGAUGUGCUGUGUUCUCAUCCUACAGCUGGUUUGGUAAUGAUCUGCAAGUCCCGGAGAGCAACAGCACAGCUCUGCCUGACGCUCUCAUUAAAAUCUAUGCAGCCAAGCUCGGCGCUUUGUAGCAGCCGGCCUUGCGAAGCCUCCUCAGCUCGGGGGGCUGGGGACCCAGUCAGCUGAGAGGCCCUCUGGGCUCUACUUAUGCAUAUGUGCACCAAAAAAAAAAAAAGUGCUUCUUGAAACCCAAAGCCCUUUAAAAUGAUAAAGGAUCCAAUGCAGGUAGAUAUGUCUUUGGAAUUCUAUAAUUGUAGGAUACAAAGUUUAGUGAUUAUUUAAACCAAACAGCUGAGGCUGGUAAGAGUAUGAACAAUGGCCUGUGAGGGCUCUUAAGUACCAAAGCCAAGGAGCCACCUUCCUUCCUGGUCUGCCCAGCCCAGCCCAGGGGACCUGCCCCCAUUCCUGUGGCCCAGGGGCCCAGCUUCCAAUCGGCAGUGUCAGAAGUGACUUGUGGCUUUGCCUUGGUCGUGAGAUGAUUUCAUUCCAAAGGAGCAGGCUGGGGGGGGGGGGCGGUGUUUGAUCCCUUGGAGGCUCAGAGCAGCUGGCCCAAGCUCCAGCUUGCCUCCAAUGGAAGCUUGAGCGCCCUCAGAAACGACCCUGACCAAUGUCACCGCAGAGCCGAGGCGGUGUUGUCAGGGCUAAUGUGAAAUCUCUUCCCGUGGCGCCGAUCCUCCGACUCUGCAGCGCCAGCUUGGACAGAUUGAGGUCUCUGAGGCUUUGGUGACCCUGCUUAUGCAUUCCCACCGUGUCCCUGCUCUGCUCUAGGACUGCCUCCCUCUGCAACCCCUCACCUGACCUCAGGGCCUGGGGAGGGAGGCAGUGCACCACGCCCAGGCGCUUCUGCUCAGGAGAGAUGUCAGCCUUCCUGGGGGGCAGCAAGCUUUGAGCUCUGCCAGGGGGCAGCUGGCCAGGGUCCAGCUGAUCUGGGACCAGGUGUCCCACUGAAAAGUGCCUUGCUGUGCCUCCUGCCACAUUCACUUUCACAGUGCCUCAGUGAGGGCAAGGAACAGUUCUGUUACUGUAUUAACUUCAUUGAGUUAAUUCACUUGAGAAACUAACCAAUUUUUACUUUCUGUCUAGAAUGAUGUACAUGUAGGAGAGUAAGCUGUAAUGCUCCCAAAGUGCCUUGUUUUCUCUGAUAUAAAUAUAUUUAUAAGGACAUAUUCCAAUGGGUUCUUGGGUAUGUUUGCCACAUGGAGAUUUUAGGGCAUGGGCAAGUAUAGUGGGGAUGCCUUCUGCAAACAGGCCCUUUCCCCUGAGAAUGGGGAAGGGGCUCUUCAGUUGGAAAUCCAAGCAGUGGGGUUAAGUCAAACCCCCACAGUUACCCUUUCCUCCUCUGCCCUGUUUUUCUAAGACCCUGGAAGGAUAUCCAAUUGUUUGAAUCCCUGCAGCUCCAAGCCUGGUCUCAUUUGCUUUCCUGCCAGGCUCAUGUGUAUAUAUAUACCUGUAUCCCAGUGAUUUGAAGAUUCCAUGUAACUAUUAUGUAUACACAUGAAUACUUAAAUACCAAUAUUUUCAAUAA
Marmota monax (woodchuck) is the source of this 5735-nucleotide messenger RNA. RefSeq names its product WASP family member 2 (gene Wasf2). Gene Ontology annotation, cellular component: cytoskeleton. Gene Ontology annotation, biological process: positive regulation of Arp2/3 complex-mediated actin nucleation; actin cytoskeleton organization. Lineage: Eukaryota; Metazoa; Chordata; Mammalia; Rodentia; Sciuridae. The record is from RefSeq and is a predicted model, not a curated record. The transcript has 10 exons. The coding region runs from base 376 to 1869 and encodes 497 amino acids. Gene Ontology annotation, molecular function: Arp2/3 complex binding; protein kinase A regulatory subunit binding; actin binding.